ACUCUCGUCUCACGCUCGCACACGGGCAGAGCAUGCGCACUCUCCGGCCGUAGGAAGGAGAGAGUAGCGUUUGUUAUUACGAAAAGCAUUACCUGGACUAUAGUUUUGGAAAGUGUUCUAUCAUCGUCUUCGUUUUUUUUCCGUGUUCGUAUCAGCUUGACUUUGCAGAGAAGUGUGGUUUUCUAAUCAAUUCUGAGCGAAGACUCGCCUUGUGAAGUUCCUCCGUCGGUGUACAUCGGAAGCACAAACUCCAUCAGAAGCGGCAUAAGGAAUUCCAAGACAUUCGAUUUGCUGGAAAACGGUUUUAUCUGUUUGUACCAAGGGAACAUAAUCUAAAUCGUCAAUUUGAUAACAUUUUACGCAGAAAGAUAUCUGAUUAGCAAUACCAUUAUAGCUUGGAGCAUAUAAUAAACAAAUCCUGGAGUGAUUGCAAGUGAGUGAUUCACUGUGGACGGUAAAAGUGACGCGUGAGAAGUGACUGGAUUCCUACCACCGCCAUGGGUCUCGGGAUCGUGGACAUUCUGUUGCUGACGGUAUCUGUGUUGGUGAGCGCGGUCAUCGGACUGUACCAGGGUUAUGUGGGGCGCCGCGCCACGCCCGAGUGCUACCUCAUGGGCUCGAGGAAGAUGAAGCCCCUGCCGCUGGCCAUGAGCAUGAUGGUAGGCACAGUGUCGGCUAUCACCAUCAUGGGCAACGCGGGCGAGAUGUACGCGUAUGGCACCCAGCUGUGGAUCAUGGACCUGGGCAUCAUGCUGGCGCUGGUCAUCAUCGCCAAGGUCAUGAUCCCCAUCAUCCACCCCAUGGAAGUCGUCUCGCUGUAUGAGUAUAUUGAGAAGCGGUUCAACGCGAAGUGGCUGCGGCAGGCCACCGUGGUGCUGCAGCUGGUGGGCGGCUACUUCUUCAUGGGCUUCCUGCUGUACCCGCCUUCCAUCGCCUUACAAGCCUUCACGGGGCUCGAUAUCCUCCUCAACAUCUUCAUCAUGGGCGCCACCUGCACUUUCUACUCUGCCAUUGGUGGCGUGAAGGCGGUAGUGUACACAGAUGUGUUCCAGGCACUAGUCAUGCUGGCGGGUGUUUUAGCCAUCGUCAUUAUUGGCUCUCUCAACGUCGGCGGCCUCGACACGGUGUGGGACAUCGCCUACCACCAUAACAGGACGGAGCUCUUUAACUUUGACUUAGACCCAUAUCAGCGACACAGCUUCUGGCUCUGCCUCGUAAUGGGCUUCUUCUUCGCUCUGGGAUCCUAUGGCGUCAACCAGAGUCAGACUCAGCGCUUCUUCAGCACCAGGACCGUCCAGGAAGGCCAGAGGGUGCUUUAUUACGCUGCGGGUGGAAUGAUAUUGCUGAGAGGGCUGAUCCACCUCUCGGGACUGGCCAUCUACGCCCACUUCUACGAGUGCGAUCCCCUGGCGGCCCCUGGGGCUGGCGAACCUGCUUACGUGGUCAUCCUCUAUGUGCUGACGGUACUGACAAGAGUCCCUGGUCUCGCCGGCAUCUUCGUAGCGGCCAUUUAUGCUGCUGUUCUUAGUUCUGUCUCAACGCAGCUCAACUCCAUGACAGCUUUACUGUGGGCAGACUUUCUCAAACCUCAUCCUUUCUUUGCUUCCUGGAGUGAUGUCAAGGCUGGAGCGUUACAGAAGGUUUUAGUCUUGCUCUCUGGGGUCGUGGCCAUCGUGCUGGGUCUAGUGGUGUCCAUGCUGGGCAGGUCCUUCCUGAGGGCGCUCUUCGCGAUCAACGGCGCUCUCUCAGGUCCUCUCAUCGGCCUUUUCGUCGUCGCCCUCUGCCUGCCGUGGGUUAAUCUGAAGGGUGCUUCGGCUGGUUUCCUCAUUUCCAUCGUCCUGAGCGUAUGGUUAGCUUUUGGUCAGCUGUUGACUCAGACCAAAGAACCUUACCUGCCCAUGUCCCAGGAAGGCUGCCCUGCCACCAACACCACCGAUGACAGCAUUACUACACAAACGGAGGCAGAGACUGAUGUCCACGUUAUCUACGGCUUGUCUUACUGCCUCAAUUCUUUCCUUGGGGUAGUUAUCUGCAUUCUAGUGGCCUUCAUCGUCACUCUGUUCACGGGCACCAACUCCCUGGAAGACGUAGACAAGAGGUACGUGAACGGAACAGCGUGGCGGCUCUUCGAGAAAUGGACCCUCAUCCAGGGCAGAGAAUCCCUCAUCAAGAAGCUCCUCCGACGCUCAGCCUCUGCUUCCGCGGAGAACAAGGAAAACAAGAAAGUGGAAGAGAAGGAGAUCGAAUUGGGAGACGCUGAGGAAAAGGAGAUUUUGCCAAGUAACCGAGAUCUGGCAGAGGUGAAGGCGGAUGGCGAUGCGGCGGGUCGUGGGGCCGUUUGAGUCGACUGUUUACUUUUUCCUUUAAACUGAAAGCACAAAUAUUGACACGUUCUUUUUAAGUGCAUGCAAAAACGGAGUUGAAAGGAGUGUUUGUGAUGAAUUUCUUCUUUCUUUUCCUGGUGUCGUAGAAGUAAAUAGGAGGGAGAGGAAAGCUUAUAUGAAGUGACUUGUGAAAGUGCAGUGGAAAAAGAAUGAAGGCAGGAAGACGAAAAGACUGGUGAAUACGAGACAGAAAGUCAAAUACAAUUUACAUUCUAUGUGUCUAAUAUUAAGGAAUAGCAAUUCUUGAAUCUAAUAUAUAUCGCUCUCUUUCCCGAUCUUAGAUUACAUCAUCAUCUGUGUUUGCGUGCGAGCGCGCGUGAAUGGUGUGUAUGAGAGAGAGAGAGAGAGAGAGAGAGAGAGAGAGAGAGAGAGAGAGAGAGAGAGAGAGAGAGAGAGAGAGAGAGAGAGAGAGAGAGAGAGAGAGAAACAGAAACAGAUAUAUUCGUUUGUAUGAUUGCGUGAGUCUAUGCGUGUGUUUCCGUGUGUCUGUCUGUCCAUAUUUAUAUAAAUGUAUAUACACAUUAGAUAUAGCAGAAUAAUUCUAUUCAUGUACAAAUAAUUUUGUCACUAGUGCAGUCUCUUAGUGUUAAGGACCAGUGGUUCUGCAACAGGCAAGAACUCGGGUUUGUUUCGAUCAAAUUUUAGGACAUUUUAACACGAAUGAAUCUCGUGAUAACUAUUGAUCAUUCUACCUAGAAGUGCUGUUUGAGGUUAGUAGCAAUAUUUCCCUUUUUCUUCAUUAUUUCAUGAAAAGAGAUACACCAAAGGAUUUAGUCGUUUCAUAAGAAUGAAUAUAGAAUCCUCUAUAUAUUUUUUUCCUUAAUGCUACGUAGCCAAACUCAAUUUAAACGACAGCGAUAGCCGUCACGAUUAGAAAAUCUAGUAUCUACAUUCUCUGAAGUUAACAGGGAUUUGUCAUACUCAGUUACCACGACAGGCCAGAUAUGGAUCUAAUAUCUCCUAUUAGUGGAGCAAUUUCGGCACAGUAAGCUCUUUAAAACAGAAACAAACAGUACCAAAGUUCUACUUAACAACUCAUUUCAACGUAGUAUUCCUACAGCUAAGAUCAAUCAGGUAUUUUCUUUUUCUUACAGGAUCACUUUAGCUGACACGUUCUAAGGAAAUACAAGUGAUAUUCUUAAAUGAAAACAAAGUUACUGAAAUCAAGUAAAUCAUGGCGUUUAAAUGAUUUUAAAAGCAAGAUCAUAUAGGUAUAGAAAAAUUGUAUCCCAAUAUUGAUUCACGUUCAGGCUUAUGUUACAAAUUUUGUUUAUUUUCUUUCCAAACCUUUUCUGAGAUUAGUUUAAGAAAAGAAAUGGGCAUUAUAAUUCAAAGUUAAUCUCAGUUUUUAUUUGAAAACUGUAACUGAUUGUAUUUUUAUAUUUUUAUACACGUUGUACUUAAGGUUAAGUUUAUAUUUAAGUUACGAGCUUAAAUGUAAAACCCAACAUCCUUGAAAUGUACUUAUAAACAGACUUUUACUCCCUUAUGAUGAAUAAAGGCAUUGAAAACUA
Molecule: messenger RNA, 3898 nt
Organism: Penaeus monodon (black tiger shrimp)
Lineage: Eukaryota; Metazoa; Arthropoda; Malacostraca; Decapoda; Penaeidae
Product: sodium-coupled monocarboxylate transporter 1-like
Exons: 11
Coding region: 498-2342 (614 amino acids)
Biological process (GO): transmembrane transport; sodium ion transport
Cellular component (GO): membrane
Molecular function (GO): symporter activity
Source: RefSeq, a predicted model, not a curated record